Elgaria multicarinata webbii is the source of this 1541-nucleotide messenger RNA. RefSeq names its product zinc finger and SCAN domain-containing protein 21-like. Bases 246 to 1541 code for a protein of 431 amino acids. The record is from RefSeq and is a predicted model, not a curated record. Gene Ontology annotation, molecular function: DNA-binding transcription factor activity, RNA polymerase II-specific; RNA polymerase II cis-regulatory region sequence-specific DNA binding. Gene Ontology annotation, biological process: regulation of transcription by RNA polymerase II. The transcript has 4 exons. NCBI's taxonomy places the organism in Eukaryota, Metazoa, Chordata, Lepidosauria, Squamata, Anguidae.
UACAGCCUGGGAAAUCUGCAAAGUCUUCAGCUGCUUGGAAGAGGUGUGGGAGCAACUCAUUUUUGCCUUCGGUAGCUCUUGGUUUGACUCAAGAGCCUCAAAGCCUGGAGCAUCGCUUGACCCUGUGGAAUCAGAAACAACUAGAAACAAGCCAGCCAAAAGGCAAAAUGCUUCUCACACAUGUGCAUGAAGACAGAAGGAUUUGGUAGGAGGGAGACCAGGAUUCAAGCAUCCCCCAUGACCCAAUGGCUACUGAAAACAGGUUGGCUGCCGCUGAAGGUCUUCCUUUUGAGUCCAUGGUAGAGCCCUUGCCAAGAGUGAAAACUGAAGACCUUGAACCUUUUGCCUCUGCACCUAGUGAGGGACUGGAAGGUUCCGGAAAAAACAGGACUAGCAGGGAGGUUCUGAGGUGGGCAAUAUCCAAAGAGGUGAAAUGGGAGCCGGAAGAAGGGACGACCCAGCUCUGGAAAGUGAAGGAAGAAGGCUUGGGAGCCCCUGGCGUGGAGGCCGAGCGCCAAAGCUUCCGGCACUUUGGCUACCAGGAGGCCGCCAGCCCCCGAGAGGUUUUCUGGCGCCUCUGGGACCUUGGCCGACAGUGGCUGAAGCCCGAGAGGCACACGAAGGAGCAGAUCCUGGAGCUGAUAGUUCUGGAGCAGUUUUUGACUGUCCUACCCCCAGAGAUGGAGAGUUGGGUGAAGGAGCACGUUUCAGAGAGCAGCUCCCAAGUGGUGGCGCUGGUAGAGGACUUUCUGCUGAGGCAGAGAGGGGAUGAGGGAUGGGGACAGCAGGUGCCAAGGCCAUACGGAGAAGCCGAUGGAAGCUCAUCCGGAGCCGACCAACCGCCGUUGUCCACGGGGCAAAGACGGCUGAGCAGCGAGAUCAAACAGGAGGGAAGCCGGGGUGCUGUUGGGAUGGAAAGCAGUGAGGCGUGCAAGAAUGACAUCAAGCAGCCGCCAUUUGAUGAGUCAUCAGAAGGCGCCGAACCACAGGACUUGGAAGAAAACAGGGAGGAGUCAAAGAGGCAGCAGGGAAACCAAAUGGAUAAACCUGCCGCUGGCCAAGAACGGGAGUUCUCUGAAACUGCAGGCCAAACAAGAACCCGGAAGGGAAAGUCUCAGAAGAUUUGCAAGCUGUGCGGGAAAAGCUUCAGCCAUAAUUCGAGUCUUAAGAGACACUGGAGGACCCACACGGGAGAGAAGCCCUACGAAUGCUCUUACUGCGGGGAACGGUUCAGCCAGAGUCCGGUUCUCGUUCGGCACCAGAGGACUCACACAGGGGAGAAACCAUACAAAUGCCUGGACUGUGGGAAAAGGUUCACUCAGCGCCAUCACUUGAUAGCGCACCAGAGAAUCCACACAGGGGAGAAGCCGUACGCAUGCUUCACGUGUGGGAAAAGCUUCAGCCGGAGCCAUAAUCUCAUCCGGCACCAGAGAAUCCACACGGCGGAGCCGUUGUACAAAUGCCCAGACUGCGCGGAAAGCUUCCGUAACAAACCUGGCCUUUUUGCACACCUCCAAAUACACAUGGGAAUGAAACGAUAG